Nematostella vectensis (starlet sea anemone) is the source of this 2093-nucleotide messenger RNA. RefSeq lists its product as uncharacterized. Gene Ontology annotation, molecular function: 2-oxoglutarate-dependent dioxygenase activity. The record is from RefSeq and is a predicted model, not a curated record. The transcript is spliced from 9 exons. Bases 110 to 1690 code for a protein of 526 amino acids. Lineage: Eukaryota; Metazoa; Cnidaria; Anthozoa; Actiniaria; Edwardsiidae.
UUGUCGAAGUUCUGUCAAGCAGAUCGGGCCUUUUAGACGCUUCGAAAGGCGAGGAUACUCGAAGAAGCGGAACAAGAGUAGAUUUAUAACAACACAAAGGCCUUUAACAAUGAGGACAGCGUUAGUUUUCAGCUCUGUCACUCUACUUUUCGUCGCCUGCGUGGCUGACAAAAUCUUCGAGAUACGCGGCCAUGGUUUGGAGCUUGGAAAACACCGCGACUCCGAUGGUCAUGUAGAAGUCUUACAGUCUUUGCCGAGUCCAAAAGAGUUUUGGGAUAAUUAUGCUAGUAUUCGAAAACCUGUUGUAUUGCGUGGGGCAGGCAAGAAUUUCCCAGCUUUUGAUCUCUGGACUGACCCGUAUUUAGUGGAGAAUUACGGCGACCUUGAAGUGAAACUGGAAGCAAGAAAGGAGAAAGAAAAAGUGCCCGUUGGCGAAAAAGGUCUCGGUCGUGACACGAUUCGCAGUUUUCUUGAAAGUUAUGCAAAGAAGGACACGUAUAUGGUCUCCCAACUCCCCGACCCUCUGGCCAGGGAGGUUCGUGUGCUUCCUUGUUUGAUGUGCGGUACCUUUUCAGAGCGAAUUUUGGAAGCAAAUUUGUGGCUUAGUUCUGGUGGAACAAAAAGUAUGCUUCACAAAGAUGCAGAUAACGCGAUCAAUUGCUUACUCAACGGAACCAAAGAUUGGAUCCUUAUACACCCGGAUAACGAAAAGAACAUUCCUGUUGCUAAGGGAGACAAAGGCUAUGGUGGGUUUGCGACUCUGGAUGUUGAUAAAGUAAAUCUCAUCAAGUACCCAAAGUUUAAGGAGGUCCACUGGCAGUAUGCUAACCUGACGGCAGGGGAUUGUCUGUACCUCCCAUACAGUUAUUGGCACCAAGUAAGAUCUUAUGGAGCCAAAAACAUGGCAGUAUCUGUAUUAUUUUCCAGACUCACCCAGUUCAACGAAACAGGAUGUGAGAGUGCAAAACUAGAGUAUACCCCCUUAAGUGACGUCAACAUGGUCUGGACAUACCCUGGACAUGGCCCACAGACCAUGGGAAACCUUGACCCAUUUGAGUUGAAGGAUAAUUAUCUUCAAGAAAUCAAACAUAUUGAGAACCAGCAGUUUACAGUGGAUUACUUAUUUGAAUCCCUAACUCAGGAGGGAGUUUAUGAAAAUCACCCCAGUAUAAGGAGAGACAUGGCCAGCAAGAUUUUGUCAAUCAUGGACCCAGGUGGUAAAGGGUACGCUGGUGAGGAUGACAUUGAGGCUCUCACUGUUGAGUCACUCAAAGCAAUUGCUGAUAUUUUGGACCCUGAUGCCGCAAACACGGAGGAGUAUGAACAUAUAACAAUCAGUGUGGAUGAUGUAAGGGGAUGUUUUCAAGAAGCACUGAAAGAGGGUGAUGGUCAGCUCACUUUGAACUCUUUGAUUGAGCACUAUAAGGAACUCGAGGGAUCCGAGAAGGUUGCCCGUGAGCUGUUUGCAAUGCUAGAACCCAAGCAGAAGUACAUCGCCACUCAAGAGGAGGUUGACCGACACUUGCCUGAAAUACUGGAACUCUUCAAGAAAGUGCGAGUCAGCAACGAUAUGUCAGGUGAAUGGCACCAGAAAGAGGUCCUAGAAGACAAAAAGAUCAUGGAGGAAUAUCUCAAAACUGUCGGACAAAACCCAGAUGCUGGAAAUGGAAAGGCACGAGACGAGUUGUGAUUAGCAGGCAGCGUAGUCCCGCGGCUUGUAUUCGGGCUACCCAUGGCUGGACCUGAGCCGCUUGGUAAAUAAUUUCCAGGGUAUCCUGAAAUAGACUUAGACCCUAGGCUGAAGAGCAGUUUGGAUUUACUGCUGCUUCAGUAAAAAAAUAAAAUAAACAAUUCCAAGCAUAUUUUUAUAAAAUGCAACUUUUACAAAAUGACCCAUCCACGGAUAAGCAUCGUGUUAUUUAUGAUAGCAAUUUAUUUACACAUGCAUGUAGGACCGCGCCUUUUUGGCCAGUCAGUAAAAUAAUAUGCUGGUUGCAUAUAAAUCUGUCAAAACCAUUAAAAUAUAACUCUUAUAAAUAAAGCAUACAUGGAAACAAUGAUAAAAUAUAAAGAAAUAAAAGAAAAGCUAGUAA